AUUUUCUUGCAGACAGUUCCAUUAAAAACAGGGAAUUAUUUUGAUAACAAUGUUCUGCCUUUCUCUGCUUUUCUCACUGAUAACUAUGGCAGACAACAUACGUAUCUACGGAUAUCUUUAACGGAAAGAUGUAAUUUUCGAUGUAAGUUCUCAGAAGAACUUCAUCUCCUGAAACAAUAUGGUUUGGAAUUUAUUACUAUGACAACCAAUGGUGUGAUUCUUCAUCGAGUUGUGGAGAAGUUAAAAGAAGCUGGCUUAGAUUCCCUGAAUGUCAGUCUUGAUAGUUUAAUGCCACACAAGUUUGCUUUCAUUACCAGAAGGAAUUGUUUAGAUAGAGUCUUAGAGAAUAUAAAGGGUGCUUUGGCAGCAGGAUUUUCUCCAUUAAAGAUCAAUUGUGUUGUUAUGAAGAACCUCAAUGAUGAUGAAAUCUGUGAUUUUGUGCAGUUAACAGAGAAAAUGAAUAUAGAUGUACGAUUUAUAGAAUACAUGCCUUUUCAAGACAACAAAUGGAAUUUGAAGAAAAUGGUUCCUUACAAAGACAUGUUGGAAAUUAUUAAAAGAAAAUGGCCAAACAUAUCAAAACUUAAAGAUAAACCUAAUGAUACAUCAAAGGCAUUCAAAGUUCCUGGAUUUGAAGGUCAAAUAGGUUUUAUUACUUCCAUGUCAAACCAUUUCUGUGGUUCCUGUAAUCGUUUAAGACUUACGGCCAAUGGAAACCUCAAGGUUUGUCUUUUUGGAAAUGAAGAAAUAUCUUUGAAAGAUAUGAUUCGAGAAAAUGCUUCUGGGCAAGAAAUCCUGAAGCAUAUAGAAUUUGCUGUGAAACGGAAGCAUAAACAACAUGCUGGUGUUCAUAGUAUAAAGAACAUGAAAAACCGCCCUAUGGUUCUAAUUGGUGGUUGAGUGAUACUCAAUUUAUAUUAAAGGUAAUUUAACAGAUUUAAUAAGUCUAUCAAGAAGAUUCUUUGCAGAAAAGCUCCUAUGGAGAUUGACAUGAAUUCUUUGUAAUUAAAAUAUAGUUUUACACAAAUA
Octopus bimaculoides (California two-spot octopus) is the source of this 1029-nucleotide messenger RNA. RefSeq names its product molybdenum cofactor biosynthesis protein 1. Lineage: Eukaryota; Metazoa; Mollusca; Cephalopoda; Octopoda; Octopodidae. The record is from RefSeq and is a predicted model, not a curated record. Gene Ontology annotation, biological process: Mo-molybdopterin cofactor biosynthetic process. Gene Ontology annotation, molecular function: 4 iron, 4 sulfur cluster binding; cyclic pyranopterin monophosphate synthase activity; GTP 3',8'-cyclase activity.